Messenger RNA from Pelobates cultripes (western spadefoot toad), 44199 nucleotides. The record is from the annotation of a GenBank genome assembly. Lineage: Eukaryota; Metazoa; Chordata; Amphibia; Anura; Pelobatidae.
AUGAGAAGUCUCUUUCCAUAUCCUCCCCAGUCCCUCCCUAAAGCUGAAGGAGCCAAUUGGGUGAGGCUGGAGUAUGGGCAAGCUCCUGGCAGUAGUAGGACCUGGUUUGAAAGAAAACUCCCAUAUGUUAAAAUUAAAAAUAUUACUUCUCUUUCUUUCAAACAUGUUUCCAAAUGGUAGUGGAAUGAUAUGAUAUUGGCAGCUGUAUGCAAAAUGAGUAAAAUUACUUAAUAUGUGUCUUUUCUUUUCAUAUAUAGUGUGUGUGUGUGUGUGUAUAUGUGUGUGUAUAUAUAUAUAUAUAUAUAUACACAUCUCUAUAUGUGUUUCUUUUCAAAUAGUUUAUAUUAAAAAUGUGUGUGUGUGUAUGUGUGUGUGUGUGUGUGUGUGUGUGUGUGUGUAUAUAUAUAUAUAUAUAGUUUUUUUUUAUUUUAUUUUUUUACAGUAAACCACAAAAGGGGGAACAAUAAAUAAGAAAAGGGGGAAAUUUUAUUCAUAGAUAUAAUCAAACAAUACAAUUGUUUUGCAGAAUUAGAUAACAAUUUAUACGUACAUAAUGGUAACAAUGAACUGCAUGUUAAUUAAGGUGAAAUAAUGCCUUUGAGUGGCUCUGGAGACAUUAUAAUAAACCUAAAUAUUUAUAAAUGUCUCCAGAAUCCCAAGACUAGUAUGUAAGGGUAACGUAAGGGUUUAUGUUUAGAGAUGCGUGUUAGGGUAAUGUAGGGGUUAAUGUUUAGAGUAGUGUGUUAGGGUAAUAUAGGGGUUAAUGUUUAGGGUAGUAGUGUGUUAGGGUAAUGUAGUGUGUUAGGAUAAUGUAGGGGUUAAUGUUUAGAGUAGUAGUGUGUUAGGGUAAUGUAGGGGUUAAUGUUUGGGGUAAUGUAGGGGUUAAGGGGAGAAAUUCAUGUUAGGGCAGCAUUGCCCAAAUUCUCUGCCUAACAUUAGUGGGAUUCACAGUCCCAGGCAGCAGCUGUUUUACGUGCCAUCUCUAAAAUGACAGGUGUCACUCAGCAGUGUAACUCCCAUUAAUCACGACAUGUAUGUUUUAUUAGAGCCCCCCAAGACUGCACAGGGCUGAUCCAUGAGAAUACCAGCACAUAUGAUGACCGCAUCCACGCAGUACGAGAUUUUAGAAUAUAAUGGAUAUUACAUACAUACAUUUUAUCAGCCAUGUUAUGUUCAGUUUUACAUGUGAAAGAUGUGCCACGGCAGUAUAAUUUCAUGAAUGUAUGACCUCUCAUUUCCUCGUCGUGUCUCUGUAAUCUUUAACACUCAGCACUUCUCCUCUAUGUGCUUUCUUUCUGCUCAGCAACCUGAUGGCCCUCUGUUUAUGCCCAUACGGGGUAGUUUCUCUCAACAGGCUGUGGCAUUAGGUUUCAUUUCAUGAAAUAGCAAUGCCCAAAUAACAAUAACAGUGCCAGAAAAGACCGUGUGUGUGUGUGUGUGUGUGUGUGUAUAUAUAUAUAUAUACAUAAUGAAAAGUUUAUAUCAUGUGAUUUUCAUUUUAUCAUAGCCCUGCCCAGCUCACCCUGGUACACGGAACACAAUGUGUUUGCUCUUACACACGUGAUCACAAAGUUACAAUCUCUUGGCAAGUAACCCCUUCAGUUUAAUGCACUUGUAACAACGCUUAAAACCCUUACUUAUUAGAUCACUUAAAAAAACACUCCAAACACUAUAACUACUACAGACCUCACAGUGCCUGGCACCGUCCCAUGGUAAGUAGUCAAACCAUUUUAGUAAGGUAUCACUUUUCCUGUCUCUCCUGGAUGCCCCUGGUUACAUCUCCUGCAUCUGGCCUUCUGCACGAUAAUCCACAUUGCUUUACAGAGCUAAGUAGGGACAUACAAGGCUUCACUCAUUGCCUGAUAGUGUCAGCUGAGUGCGCUCAGAAAUUGAGUGUGGUCCUGCAUUUGCCGUGAUUUAUUCUAUAGAGACAUCAGCUGCAUAUGCAGUAGACCAGAUAGGCUGCUUUGGCGCGGGGUAUCCAUGAGAGGUGUCAAAGCAUACUAAAAUCUUUAUUUCAUACUGCAGUCUGUAGUUGUUAUGGUGCUUGAAGUGUUCCUUUAAAUAAUUGCCCUGUUGUACAAAGCAGCAGAUUUGGCAAUGCCACCUGCCACAUUUGUUUCAAUAUAAUAUUCUCAAUUAUAUGAGUGGCUUUUACAAAGAAAAGCUAUGAUACCCAUCUUCCAGUGACCUGCAGAGUGUUAAAUUCGUACCUUUUCAAUUGCUUUUUGAAACAAUAGCUGCUUUGUCACUCUUCUAAUGGUUUAAAGUAGGUGCUUCUAAUUUUCCUUUUCAAGUUUUAAAUCCGAAUAGAGAACCCUUUAUGAUUCUCAACAAGUCUGCAGUCAAGGCUGUGUCCAGGAGGAAAAAAAAUAGCUUUAACUCUUCGAGUGCUUGAGUGUGGCCACAGUGAAAUAGAACACCUACAUUGUGCUCAAAUGGUUGACAAACGUAUGUGUGGUCAGAGAGGAGGGUUUUUACCAGUAACAAUAAGCAUUGAGUAAAGUCUUCAGGUGACAUCGAUUGCGGUAUUUGAAAGGUUUUGUUUCGUGAGCCAGAGAGCAAAUUGAAUUAAUAUUUUUUUAAAUUUUUUUCCCUCUCAGGAUCUGCCAGACCAGAAGGAAGACUCGCUGAGUUUAGGAGGAGUUGUGACGUUUAUCUGGAAUCGGUUGAAAUUAAAUGGCUGAUAAACAAAUCAGGUGAAUGAUUGCACGAACGUGACUGUGGAAUUCUGAAGGUUUCAUGAGUCUUUGCAGAGGGAAUGACUUGCAUCAUUAUCAUUCUCUCACCUUUCAGUAAAACAGAUCAAUUCCUAAAAAGAGCUAUUACUGCCAAUUUGGAGAGCCACCAAUCUUGCUAUUGCAUUACAUCGAAACCAUUAUUCCAGGUUAUGUUGAGGAGAGAACCUUGAUUAUAUUCAGGUAUGCUAUGCAUUCUGCAUUCUGUCGGGCAAGACUUCAAUGUUCCACCUGGCAGAAUUUGUGGAAUCCAUUCAUUCAUCUUGGCUUGGACCUCAAAAAACCUGCAGUGAUUAAUUACACUUAGAGUGUUCGUUUUUGCAUUAAGAUUAUUGGGACCACCCUUUGACAGUGUAAGAAAAAAAACCAAAAAACUUUAAACCAGUGCUAGUCCGUUCUUGCCACGGCAGUUGCUCACCAUCUUCUAAGAUCAUUAGUGAUGGUUAUUUUAUGCAGAUCCAAUGCUCCUCAUCGAGAAGCAUUAUCCCAGUGCUUCUUAUAGAGACGAAGGGUUAGCACUCAGUGCCCUCAUACUUGGCGCGAUGAGACCAAAUGUGACGACUUUCUGUUAUUAAAAAGUCUUCACUAUGAAGGGUUUCUGAUGUCUGACAGCUAAUAGAGGCAUUCUCAAUGACAAAUGUAAACAUUGCCAUUUCUCAAAAUUAGUAAUGUUUACAUUUGUCAGACUGCAGGGACAUGGUUUAUGCAAAACAAAAUCCACUAAAGUAAAUUCUUUAUUGCUAUAGGUCAAUAAAAAAACUAUUUUGGUUCUGUGAUACAACCAUAUAGAACCAGUUGGGAUAUACAUUAAAUCGAUCAUACAGUGUUUGGUGAUAAACUGAAUUAGCAGGUUUCUGAAUGUGAUGUGUCUCUGGCCACAUAUUCCAAGGUUCAUAAUUCUGUUUCCGUGUCAUUUGCCCUAGAUCGGUGUCAUCUUAUCCAUACACUGAAUGAGGAAAGACACUAAAUGGUUAACCAAGCCCAGAAAGGACAGAUUUCAGACGCUGUGUCAUUAAGUGCUGACACAAGUGGAAAAAAACACUGCAAAUAGUGAAAAUGUCACUUGUUUCUUGUCGAGUUAAAUUGGUUAAAGCUGCUAAGAUUGAACUUUGAAAAACAGGCAGAUCUGUACCAUGUGUGCAUGAUAGUAUGUGUGUGUGUGUUUUCUGUGUGUGUAUAGACACACACACACACACACACACAGAAAGACACACAGUGUUUGGAAUGUGAGAUUUCAUUGGUUUCUAGGGAUGUUUUAACUGAGCAAUGCUAUAAGUAAUAGUUACAAAGAUACAUAUAUAAACAUAUACACAGAACAAAUAUUUGAACAGUGACAGUUGUUAUGGCUCUGGUUUUAUUGUAGAUACUUAGAAGUAGUUCCUUUCAGACAUUGCUAGAACAGUUUAUGGUUUCUGAGCUCUGUACAAGAAAGCCGCCUCAGUUUUUUUUUCUUGGCAUACUGUGGAAUAGAAAGAAAUAGUGUAUGUAACAGAUAACAUCAGUAUCUUAUUGUGAGAAACCUCUGGGAGUGGUUCGUGCAAAGUCAGAGUCCAAUCAUUUACUGCUUUUUCUUUCACCACCAUUCUUUACGUACAGCGGACUCACGUUGGCCUAUUCACUAAACACCGAAUUCUAGUGAAAAGAAAUCUAAAUGCCAAAAUUCAGACUAAAAUAGCCAACCUGGGAGAUAUAUUCAAUAUCUGUGGCUAUUGCCUAACAUUUGGAAAUCGGUUUAGUGUGUGAUCUAUAAUUUGCUGGUGAAUAAAUCCUACGACACAACACUAAGAUAAAAUAAGCCAAGGAAAAAUGUCAAUGAAUAAUUAAAGCUCUCACGAGUAAGUCCAAUAAAAUGUGCAUGAGGUCUAAGAGUAUGGACACUUUGUAGCCCGGAACGCUGCGUAUUGGUUAGGUUUCCCGUAUUUGCUAUAUUUCCUUCUAACUUUUGAUUACGCUAUCUGCUUAUAUUGAGUUUGCUGCUGAGCUCAUUUAAAAAAAAUAAUUUUUACCACGACAUCAGCUGCUCAAAGAGAAAUUGGUCGGUAAGAUUAUGUUUAAUUUUGCGGUGGCUGUUCUGGUCAUAAUUGGUAUUUAAAACGCAGAAUAUCAAAAUAUACAACACACUCAUCAUCUGUUCAGCGUUCUGUCGUUGUGAACUGAUAAGCUACAUUAAUAAGUCCAAAACCCCAUUAUAUCUCUUGCGUACAUUCUUACUAAUUAUAGUGCUAUUUUUCGGUUUACAGUUUGCCUGCCAAACUUCUAAAUGGAGGAAUAGCUGGACUGAUUGGUGUGACCUGUGUUUUUCCUAUUGACUUGGCCAAGACUCGACUACAAAACCAGCAAAAUGGCCAGCGUAUGUACAGCAGCAUGUAAGUAACGUCACUGAGGGAUUGGGUUGCUUGGUCAGUCACAUCUAGUCUAGUUUUUGUACAAUAUUCCUUAAACGAUUAGCAAUCAUGCAACACUCCAGCUGUUUUCGAACAGCUGUAUCCAGUAACUAACAACAAAGAGUCUCAAGGUGUGGGUUCUGCCAACCUCCUUGAAGUGCCAAGCAGCAGAAAUGGAAAGCAUGAUAAGUAAUUAAUCAGAUAAGGUCAUGCAAUUUCCAGUGCCCAAAGAACCUUCAGCAACCUUGAUAUGGAGGGAAGGUGAUGUGGUAUUUGUUAAUGGUCGGUGAAGACUGUAUUUGAUUCACUGUGUAGAGUGCUGAGAAUUUUUGCUCUAGUGCCACUCCUUGCCUUUUCUUAUAUUAAUUUCAAUAGCAAGCCAUCUGGGAGCGCUAUGCCUACACGGCAGCACGGAACAUUGACAGUCUUUGUAAUAAAAUUGUAACGGUUAGUAGUAUUAAAAUGUAUCUUUUAAUACAACGGUCUCCAAGUUUUGUGAGUCUUGGCAGCCUUACUACCAUGAAUCAUGAAACUCAGUAUAUGGGAGAUAUUACUUGUGAGGAUUGUUCUGUGAUGACCUUUGUCAAACUGUGUAGAUUAUUUUUUAACACUUUAUCAUAAUUCUUCCUGCUUAUCACUCCACAGCUGCGUAAAUCCUGGACGCAGUCCAAUCACAUUUUAAGAACAAAUGUUGUUUAUGAAUGUUCUCACCUUCCUCUCUCUCCCUUGCUGACCUCUACAAUGUCCUUGAAAUUAGCAACGGGAAGUCAUCUGAUGUUCUGACCACACUAAGCACAACAAUUGAUGCUGAGUCUGCAGAGAGUCAUGAUAAUGUAGCAAAUGCUUGAGACUUGGUUACAGUGCAAAUACAAUUUAACCCUAUUACUUGGGCCAGUGCCUAUGGAAAAAAAGCAUGGUAAAGAGCAUUAAACUGGUAAUGUAGCAUAAAAAACAAGAAUAUGCAUGGUUCUGUCAGGUUAUGUUAAAUCCGUUAUCCUUGCAGAAUAAGAAAAAAAAUUAUUAUAAAAAUUAUUAUUUACCGUGAAUAAGGUAAGCACUGAACAAAAUAGAGCACCCAAAACAGCUGCUGCCCAAAGAACAUAGCUGAGAUUAAUCAGCCAAGAGGUUAGACUAAAAUGUUCUUUAACGCUUUUUCUCUCCCAAUCUGGAGGAAAGGGCAAGGCAACAAAAUCUCCGCAGUUGUGAGUAACUGUUAAGGCCUUGCUAGUAGCUUAAGACUUCAAAUUGUAAGCGCUGUGAGCAUCACUUCUCUCUAAAUUAACAUGGUUAUUCAAUAAAAUAGAAUUGUCAGAAAUGCAAAGUGGAUUUCAAACUUAAGGAUAAAUUGCCAAACUGGAAGCAUGCAUUAUGACAAUAAUUACAUAUAUUUUUUUAAUUUAUUUUCUUUUUAGGUCAGAUUGCCUCAUUAAGACAAUCCGUUCCGAAGGAUACUUUGGCAUGUACAGAGGUGAGUAAAGAACAAACGUGUAUUUGGAGAUAUAGAUUCUUAAAAAUAAAAUGGUGACCUAUGCAGUGUUUAUACAAGUACAAUAUGGACAAUGUUAAAAAGUAGUAUUAUAAUGCAACACAUGCAAAAACACAUUUUUUCUUCCAAGAAAAGGAAAACUGAUUUAAAAAAAAAAAAAAAACUUUAACCAUGUGUAUUCUACAGUAUAGCUAUAUGCCUGUACAUAUCCAGCUAAAGAACUAAAUUAUUAUUUUUUGCAACUCCCAUGCAGGUGCGGCGGUCAAUUUAACCCUUGUUACACCAGAAAAGGCCAUUAAAUUAGCUGCAAAUGAUUUUUUCAGGCAGUUCUUGUCCAAAGAUGGGUAAGUGUUAAAAGAAUCUAUGUACAACACAACUUAAUUAAUUAUGAAAUACAUUGUCUUUACAUCUUCUACCUAAAGCAAUUCAAUGGGAAGGUUUUGUGGUGUUUGCGUGUGUAUGUGUACGCACCCACACAUAAAAUAGGUGAUGUAGACACACUGACACGUGAUGGUUAACAUAUGAUUCUGCAUAUACAAAGUGACACUCUAAGCACUAUAUACAUUGCAGUAACAGAUAUCCAUGUCUAAUGAGGUUUCCGGACACCCGCACACCAUGUGUAAUAUCCCGGAAAUCAUACAUACAAUCUGACAUUCAAUGUGUCAGAUUGUGUGUGCUUGAUUUCCAGGAUAUUACACAUUAUAAAUGACCUAUACUCAUUACCCACCUUAUGGGUAUUGAUCCUGAAUAGGAGCCCGGUCUGGGGCCCAGCCCUUUAACAGCCUGACCAACCCCCUGCAGUAUAUGCCAGCCGUGAGGAAGUGGUAUGCUGUCAUUUCCUCCCAGCUGAAAAAAAACAGCCGCAUGGGAGGAAGGAGAAGGAGGCAGCAGCUGAAGGAGGAAGCUGGAGGCGGCACCAGAGCAGGCAGUAGGGAGAGGAUGGAGUGAGCUGCUCCUGCUGCAUGUUCACUCCCUACAGCCUCAGCCCAGACAACAAAAGGUAAGCUAACAGGUGGCUGCAGUGUAUGUCAGAUUGUGUGUGUGUCAGAUUGUGUGUGUGUGUGUGUAUAUGUAAUAGUGUGUGUAUCCGAGUGUCUUCGCCAGUGUAUGUACAGGUGUGUUUGUAUCUGUGUGCAUGUGUCAAUGUGUUUAUCUAUGUAUGUGUAUAUGUGCCAGUGUGGGUAUCUGAGUGUAUUUGCCUGUGUAUGUACAUGUGUGUAUGUGUCAAUGUGUAUGUAUGUGUAUAUGUGCCAGUGUGGGUAUGUGUGGUGUUUUGGUAUCUGUGUGUAUAUGUGUGUGUCAAGGUGUGUGCAUGUGUCCGUAUGUUAAUAGUGUGUGUAAGUAGUUGUCAUAUGCUUUGUGUAACUGGGUUUGGGGGCCGCAUGUGGGGGCGUGCAUGGGGGGUGCAGCCACCUCCCUGAAAUGAGUUUUGGCAUGUUGGGAUUUCUGCAGUAAGCUGUAGUGGUUAUACUGCUUACAAGGUUAUUUACCAAAAUGUGAAUUCAUAGAGAAUUUCAAAUUGAGGACAAGAGCAGCCGAACUGAAAGCAGAGCCGAAUUAGAGUAUUUUCCAGUUUUGACCUUUUAAUUUCUCACUUUAUUGAGUAACCCUGUUAGUGUCUCUUUAAAGAAUCAGAAGGCGAUAAGAAUAGUUAUGAAUAAUGAUCAGGCAUACAGCUAACCCCAUAAAAAAUAUAAUAAUAAGAAUAGCUAUCCUAUGUUUCCCUUAAAGGGAAACUCCAGUGCCAGGAAAACAAUCCGUUUUCCUGGCACUGCAGGUCCCCUCUCCCUCCCACCUCCCAACUCCGGUUGCUGAAGGGGUGAAAACCCCUUUACUAACUUACCAGAGGCAGCGACAAUGUCCCACGUCGCUGCUUCUUCCUCCGCCACUGCUCCUCCCAAUGAUUGCGUCGGCCGGUGGGCGAGACUGAUCCCACCCACCGGCCGGGGAGCCCUAAUGCACAUGCGCGGCAAUGUCGUGCAUGCGCAUUAGAGCUCCCCAUAGAAAAGCAUUGAAAAAUGCUUUCCUAUGGGGAAAUGAGCCACGCUGGAGUUCAUCACACAGCAUGAGGACGUCCAGUGACGCUCUAGCACAGAUCUUCUGUGCUAUAGAGCAGGAAGUGCCCUCUAGUGGCUGUCUAGUAGACAGCCACUAGAGGUGGAGUUAACCCUGCAAGGUAAUUAUUGCAGUUUAUAAAAAACUGCAAUAAUUACACUUGCAGGGUUAAGAGUAGUGGGAGUUGGCACCCAGACCACUCCAAUGGGCAGAAGUGGUCUGGGUGCCUGGAGUGUCCCUUUAAGGUACAGCUAUAAUUAUUAUAUUAUUGAUAGCUCCCUUCAAUCAUGACUUUAUGUAUAUCUUAACCCUGUGAGACUGUGUAUGUCAUAGUGCACAGUUGCAUAUCAUACGUAUCGAGGAAAUGUAUUUGCGAAGUUAAGAUGGAACUGGAGAGAUGUAUAGAAAGCAUAGAAGCAUAUCCAAUAGAAAUGUGCUCAUAUAUAGUAAGUGUCGUGGAAUACAGCUUUAAAUAUGUAGAAAAUACAUCUAACAGGGUUAUUCAGUAAAGUAAAAAUUAAAGGUGAAUUCAAAGUAAAUUUCCAAUCUAAGGUCUAAAUGCAAAAUAUUCUCGAAAUCACAGAAGCUUUCAUUUCGGAUAUUCUGGAAUUAAAUUUGAAAUUCACGUAUAAUUCUCAUUUUGGUAAAAUACACUGUUAGUUUUCUUUAUUCCUCCUCCACAUUAAGCACUUGUAGGUUUAAUAGAGAACUGUUACUUAUCUGUAAUUACACUGUGGAAUAAAAUUGAUUAACCAUAACUUGUGUUGUAGGUGAAUUUCAAUGUUAUUUAAUAGUGUAAUUCCAUAUGAUGCUCAGUUUACAUAAAAAUGUAUAUUAAAUAUAUAGAAAUGUACAUUCCAAUCCAGUUCAGUCUUGGCACAGGCAGGGCACACAAUGCAUUUUACAAUGUUGCUGUUUCUACUUUUCUACUCCUAUACUCUGUAUACAAUCUCUGUUAUGACUGACAGUUGUAAAUGACAUAGCUUAAAAUAAUGAUUGACUGGGAGCCAAGAUGGAUGCCCUCUGUUCUAUGAUAUAAGUAAAUAAAUGUGUGGAUUUCUGAAUUUAAUUUAACGUUUUUAAGACCUGGAAAAAAAACACGUUAAAAAUGAGGCAUAACAAAACAUAAUAUUAAAGGGACACUAUAGUCACCAGAACAACUACAGCUUAUUGUAUUUGUUCUGAUGAGUAUAAUCAUUCCCUUCAGGCUUUUUGCUGUAAACAUGGUCUUUUCAGAGAAAAUGCAGUGUUUACAUUACAGCCUAGUGAUAACUCCACUGGCCACUCCUCAGAUGGCUACUAGAGGUGCUUCCCGGGGCAGUGCUGCACACUGUGCAGCAGUAAAUUUUACUUUUGUUUAUGUUCAGUAGUUUAACCUACACUUUAAUAAGAGUUUUAACCCUGCACAAAUAUUCUAGAUUUGGUCACCGCAUGAUAUUUACAUAUUGUAUCUACAUAUCUCUAUUUUCUCAUUGUCAACGAUGUAUACAAACUGUGGCCCAAAAUAUAUAUUCUCUGCACAUGUGCACUCUUUAUUAUGUGAGCAAGAAACAACAAAAAAUACAGGGUGCACUGGGUGGAAUAAAUAAGGAAUAAAUAAUACAAAUAUUAAAUAAUAUUUACAAAGAGAAAGUCUCUGAAAAUACAGGGUGGGUCUUGAUAAGGUCUUCCUAAAUUCUUGAUACGUUCCUUAGUAGUGGAUAUGAAAAACAAAAUUGAACAAAGAAAGACCAAUAGUGCAAAACUGUAUAGGAUGGUGUCACGGACAACACCGAGAGAGAAAAAUGCCAACUCACGAUCAAUAGAGCUAUGCCCAGCUCUAGGUAAAACAGCAUACAGUGGUAUUUGAAACUCCCCACAUGUAGGAUAUAGCUGGACAAUAGAUAAUUCUUCAAGGCUUUGUAUAACGACUCAAAAACAAAAAGAGAAACAGACCAAUGGUACAAUAGCGUAUGGCACCUGCAGCUACAGACAAAUACUGAAGUCCUAAGAGUGCUAACUUACAGUAAAAAGAGCUAUAACCAGCUCUAAGUAAAACAGCAUACAGUGGUAUUUAAACUCCCCACAUGUAGGAUAUCCUUCUGGUGAUGUAUGGAGCUUUUUUGAAAAAGCCUAUUUUGGGCGAAACGUGUUGUGUUAUUUAUUACCUUAUUAUAAUAAAAUUAUUUUUAGACUAUCCAUAUCCCUAUGGUCAGUUCUUCUACUUUUAUAUUUUGCUACUUUUAUACUGGCUUUUUUUUUACUGUUUUAAAAAGAUCCAGUACUACAAAGAAAUCCUUAGGUGGGGAUCAUUCCACUCACGCCUGGUUUAUAGAGCAGUGUGGCUGCUCUAUACAUUGUAAGUACGUUUCAUUUGACUUUUUAGCACCGUUUUAUCUACUGAGAACACUAUGGGCUCUCUUUUGUGCUUUUGUCUUUCAUAAAUCCUGCACUCCAUACAUCACCAGAAGGAUGUCCUACAUGUGGGGAGUUUAAAUACCACUGUAUGCUGUUUUACUUAGAGCUGGUUAUAGCUCUUUUUACUGUAAGUUUUGGCAAGGAUUGCUGAUGACUCACAAAAAAUCAGAUUAGAUGACGUUCGUCAUCACUCAAAAAACUCUGCAACAGAUGACAAAAAAAGACAAAGCUACCAAAGUGGAAACUGAUUAAAUAUGCAUGCUGGGCCUUUACUAGCAAUACUUAAAGUGAACUUGUUGUGACCAUCUCACUAGUAGGGUUAUUCACUAUAGUCCUAAUAUCCCUGUAUCAAAUGGGGGUAAAACCAUCCACUGCUGUACGGGGCCAUUCUGACAGCAAAAUCCAAACAUCAUUCACACUUUUUACCAAUGUUGGCAUUUGCUGAGCAUACUCGGAACGAACUUGAAUUUGGUCCCGAUUUAAUUUUCAUUUUAAAAAUCUGAACUGUUGAUUGCUAUUGCUAGCACCAGCAGGUAAAUAGUUAAACAAUCCUCUGGUUCCAGGGUUAAGCAUACAGCGGCUGGAUGACACUUGUUAGCCAGUCUCAACAAUGUGAAAUGAGUUAAACAAACAAAUUUAAAAAAAAGCCUAUGGGGGUUAAUAGUAUGCCCACACCUGCCAUGACGCUGAGGAUGGUGGGGCAUAUCUACUAAACAGUGAUCAGCCAGUGGUUAUCCAGCAUUAUCCCACCCCUGAUAGACAGGAUUAAAAUUACAGUGGGCGCACAGCAUGGACGAGUAAGAUGAACAGCAGGAGUGCAUGAGAUAUAAGACUCUCAACAAAUAGUGAAAAAAAAAAAAGGCAAGACUGAAAAGGAGGAGGGAGGAAGACAGAAGUAUGAAAUGUUAACGCAAGAUGAGAAAGCAUACUUUCAUUUUGUGAUGUGAGCGAGGCCUGUCAUUGUUCCUAGUGUUUUGCUGUGUAAGCCAGAAAUAGUAUCAAGCUCUCACUGUGCUGAGGAAGUGGUCACUUGGAACUGUUUCGUUGGAGAGGAACAAGAAGUUAACCCAUUCCUUACUAAUUUGUAAGCUGGCAAAUUGGGGCCAUCCAACCCCCUCUUUUUGUAGCAAAAUUUUCCAUCAGUUGUACUGCCAGCCUCAUUCAUUAUACUGACCAAUUACAUGCCUCCAGUCACUGCAGGACUAGAAGUCCCAUAAUCCAAACUAAUGAUCGUUGAGAGUGAUUAGAGUUGCAGUCGGACAGUUUGCACAGUAUCUUCUCAGCUGUUAAACAGAAACCUUUCAGUUACAUCAUCACACGCUGCUUUUUUUUAACAUCUAAAGUGAAUAUUGUCUUAACAAAAAACUGCUUUCCUCCCCCUUAUUGCAGUUUCUCCGUUAUUUCAGAUGAAACAGCUGGGGAUGAGAAACUAAACUGAAAAGCAUGUACAAUUUAAAAAGCAUUGGUAGCUUGCAGGAAUUCUGUUGAAUAAAAUGAGUUUGCCACCUACUGUUCAUGAUGAGCAACACAACUGUUACGAUACACAAAUGUUUAACGCUGUGUGAAACAGGGGACAUGGUUUAUAUUAUUAUUUUAUUAUUUCUUUAGCUCCAUCAGAUUCCGUAGCGCUGUACAAUGGGUGGACUAACAGAUAUAUAAUUGUAACCAGACAACUGGAUGUAUAGGAACAGUGGGGGUGGAGGGCCCUGCUCCAUGAGCUUACAUUCUAUUCUGAUUAGGAAGUUGCACAAAGAGAGCCUAUAUAUAUUAAUAGAAUAUUUAUAAAAUAUCAUUAACAUUUUUAACAGAUGGAAAAAAAAGAGCAGAUCCUUGCUCAUGAUGUUAUUUUCACAAUAUGACUGAAUUAUCGUGAACCUGUCUACCCAAUUUUUAAAAGGCCACUCACCAUCUCAAUCAGGCAUUUAGAAUGCUCAACAAUAUACAAACUGUGUGCACACUAACCUUAAAGGGACACUCCAGGCACCCACACCACUUCUGCCCAUUGGAGCGGUCUGGGUGCCAACUCCCACUACUCUUAACCCUGCAACUGUAAUUAUUGCAGUUUUUUAUAAACACUAGAGGGCACUUCCUGGUUGCUAGCACAUGAAACCUGUGCUAGAGUGUCGCUGGACGUCCUCACGCUGUGUGAGGACCUCCAGCGUCGCUCAUUUCCCCCAUAGGAAAGCAUUGAAAUGCAUUUUCAAUGCUUUCCUAUGGGGAGUGCUAAUGCGCAUGCGCAUUAGGUCUCCCCGGCUGGUAGGCGGGAUAAGUCUCGCCCACCGGCCGACGCAGUCAGAAGGAGGAGCGGCGCGGAGGAAGAAGCAGUGACGUGUGACAUCGUCGCUGCCUCAGGUAAGUGACUGAAGGGAUUUUCACCCCUUCAGCAACCGGGGAUUGGGGGGUGGGAGGGAGAGGAAACCUGCAGUGCUAGGAAAACUGAUUGUUUUCCUGGCACUGGAGUUUCCCUUUAACACAACUGCAUCCACACCAAGUGAAACAAUAUACAAAAAAGAAUAAUAGAAUAGUUUUUGUUGCUGUCCAAUCACAGACUUCCCAAUGCAGCUCGAGAAGUCUUUGCAAGGCAGGUGCUUUGAGCAAUUGCCUACCUUUUGAGUUUAGUUCCACUGAGCUAACCAAGCCUGAAAGUAAGAGGGCCUGUAUGAUUGACUGUAAUGGGGGGUGUAACCAGGUUAAUUUUAUAAAUGUCCCAAAUUCCAUUGAAAUCUACACUUUUUGCCAAAAAAAAAGAAAAUAUAGGACACAGUAAGCUAAAGGGAUUUAGGGCUCCGGAGUAUCCAUUUAACAUAUUUAUUGCACUUCCCUUAAUACAAAGCUUAACAGUGUGGCCCAAAUGUCAGUGUCCACUUUCCUACGCGUUUUUGUCAAACUGUAGCGGCUUUCUCAGAGGAUUUUGUAUACAGUGUAACAUGUAGUGAUACAUUAAAAUGGGUGCUCAGUUCCAGGCAGCCUGAUACCAAUUUUGCCCAACUUUUGUGUGCAGCAUGCACACCCCACGCGCUCAGCCUUGGCUGAGCUCUCUCUUUCCUCCCUAGUGAGUGCUGAGCCAUGCACCAUGCAUGCUUCGACAAUGGUGCUAUCGAUUGGUGCACACAGCCCAGUUCACUAAGCAGUUGCACUGCAGGAUUGUCUACAGUCUAUGGAGCAGUUCCAGUCAUCAGAUUAAUGGAAUUGCUGCGGUGGGAUAAACUAUAGGUGACAUUCACGCACGCUGGGCAGGGGUUUACAGGACAAAAAAAGACCCCAGUGUUUAGAAUGAGACAUUUCUUACUCGAGUGUCUCUUUCUGGCGAGUAGAGGUUUGCCUGAAGUUGCGGAGAGACCCACCUUUGCAUAGACCUUUAAAAUGUAUCUAGUUGCAAUGCAUUAAAAAUAGACGGUCUUUUGUCCAGAUACAUUGUCAUUAAUGCUUUCUGUGCACACGCAACAUAUACAUAAGCAAAACUGCCUAAAAGGGGUACUCCAGCACCCAAACGGCAGGUGCAAUGCGAGGGUUAGUUUAGUUAGUUGUGUUUAGCGAAUUAUUUUUAUUCGAUUUUUUUUUUUUUUUUUUUUUAAACAUAAUUUCCCACACUUUAUUAUCCCAUCCCAGCAUGCAGUGUUCUCCAAAAAAUACUGCUGUGCAUGCAAAUUACAUCAUAAUCCAGUUCAGUCAAGGCACAGCUAGGGCACACAUUGUUUUGGAGACGGCAUUGCUUCUGUUACUCCUCGUCUGUUUAUGCUCCCUUUUUUCUGAUUGACUGACUGGUACAGCAAUGGCUGACAGGAAGCCGCCAUCUGUUCAGGGAUAGCGCAGUGGGGAUUAAUUUAUUUUUCAGACUUCACAAACACAUAUUUGUUAGAUAUAGGGAAUAAAUAUAAUAAACAUCUUGGAAGUGACAACAUUUUGCACAAUAUUACCUAUAGAAACAGACAGACAGACAAGUAUUUGCGUUCGGCUGUAUUUUACUGCCUAUAAUUGCCCCCUUCCUCGUGUAACAUAUUCAUACAAGCAUGGAUGCCUCCUACUCCCUCUCCUUUGAUGUUCCUGUUUUUUGCUUGUAUUUUAUUUAAUUCAUCUGGCAUAUGCUGUGAUCUAACAAUCUCCCCGAUGCGUAGAAUGAUGAAUUUGCUGUGAGAGAAUGUGAACAGCAGGCUUCUAUUAUUAACGUGGUGCACAGACGUACUGCAUGCAGGGAGUGUCAGAUGGACAGAAUGGGCCUGGAAAGCAUUUGAUCAUGUACUCUGUAUGUGUUCGGGUACACAUCAAAUGAAGAAAAAAGCAAUAUUUAAAGGGAAUAUAAAACGCACACAAACUGUACAGAGGACGGUUGCAAUCUACAAUCUGAAAGAAAAAAAAAUCACAAUAUAAAAGAACAAUAUGUAUGUUAAUUUGUGUAGUUUCAUUUGAGUGAAAAGCAGUGAUAAUUUAUACAGUGAUAUAACUAUAGGUGGCUCUGUAACCUCUCGCAGUAAAUAAGUGUGAUAUACCAUUCCUAGUUAGUAAGUGUGAAUUAACAGGAGAAAAUUACAUUUUUUCAUUACCAUCCACACAAAAGAAGUGAAUGCAAAAGAGGCAUAGGAUAUAUUUAGCCAUUUCAUUUACCAGUCUAUGAAUACGUGCAAAGCACAAAACGCGUUGGACUGAAUGAAGCAUGCUUUUUACUUUCUGGUGUUUUUGCCUACACAAUGGCUGUAAAUAAAUGCUAGAAAAAUAUUUUAAUGCUGAUUUAUUUAUUUAUAUAUUUAUUAUGAAGUGCUUGAAUUCCUACAAAGUCCAUGGAUUUUUUUCCCAUUUCGUUUACUACCACAGAAAAUGAAGGAAGAUCUUGCUAGACUCUAACCUAUUCCUCCCACAAAAGUAUAUAACAGGAAUGUGGGCUGGGGCCGAGGGGGGUUUAUCGUAAAUAAAAGCUGACCCUCAAAACAGUUCCAAUUCUUGGCAGCUAAAGGAACACUCUAACGUUUAAAACAAUUCUUUUAUUUUUAAAGUUAAAUAUGUAUUUUUACUACUUUAGCAUUUGCCCUCCACCAUCAUUUAAAUGUAUAUAAAAAAAAAUUAUCGUGUAAAAAAAAAAAAAAAGUCACUAAAGGUAAUCCAGUGCAGGGAUGGUCUAUUUCCAGCAAUCACUCUGCUUUUUCUGAGGUCAUAAACACAUCAUGGGAAAUCUAGGAAAUAUAGUUCAUGGAAUGCCAAACUAAACCAUCACUGAUCUAAUACAACCUUUAGAAUACCUGGACUAUAUAAAUAUCUAAACACGCAUCCACCUUUUCGUGAGUUAUAUCUUUAAACCACGUCUGGUUGCUGUCUACUUGCAGGUGGAUGUUAAAGUGAUUCAGCUGUCGGACGGCGUUAUCUCAUUCUCAGAUUGCUUGCUUUUCAUGGUCUCUUAGAGGAAUCACGCUUCAGUAGAUCAGCAAUAUAAAUGUGUUUCAUGUCAGUACCACGUUAUUAAGAUCUUGAUAAAGUCAUCAGAGGUCAGAACGCAUUGAUGAUAUCUGUAGUGUAUUGUUAACCUAACUGCUGUUUGUUGAGAGAGCUAAAAAGGUAUAUCGUGUGCCUUCUCAAUUUCAACAUAAUUACAUUGAGAGAUCUUUUUUUUUUAAUGCGUAUGCCAGUGUCAUACGCAUUACGCUGUGCGUUCAAAUUCUUAUUGGCAGGGCUGAUGUAAAAAUUACAACGGUAUUUCUACUUUGUGAACAACUUAAAGAGGUACUAUCAUGUCCCCAAUUUUAGCACAACCAAAUGGCUAAAUAAAAUGUAGUUAUUGGAUGUGCCAAAUAUAAAAAAACAAAAACAAAAAAAACCCAUUUUUUUUUUUAUAGAUUUGUUUUUAUUUAAGUUAUCAUCUUUUACCCGGCAACACGAGGCAAACUAUGUAAAUUAAUUAACUCUUGUAGUGCUGUGCUUACGGCCUACGUACGUGUACAGCUUUUCUGGAGAAAAUGCUAAGUGGGCAUGUACAGAAUGUCUCGAUUUAGGUGCCCAAGCACACACGAUCAUACCCCAGGCAUCAUGGGUCAGUGAAAAUAAUUCUCUAAGCCAAACUUUGGCUGCUUUGGAACUCUGAUUUCCCACUGUUUGAAAACGUAGAUAAUAUUAAUGUGUUAAUGACUCCGCGAUUAUAAUGGGCACAUGCUGUUCAUAGGCAGUCUCAGUCUGCCUCCUAGGAUUAACCUCUGCAGAGGCAAUUGUAAUUAUAGUUUACGUUAAACAUUAAUUGUAUUUUCCCAUGUGUUUCCAAUAUUUUGUCCACCCCUGUUGUGUAUCUAGGUAUGCAAAUUAUUAUAAUAUUGUUUGUGUUUAGAACUCUUUUGUUAAGUGGGAUUUCUGUCAUAUUUUACAAUGUGAACACAGCAGAUUUAAAAAAUGUGGACUGCUUUUUGUUUCCCUGGAUGACCAUAUGAUAAUGGUGUCCGUCUUCUUGGUAGGAAGAAGUUAACACUGAUUAAAGAAAUGCUGGCUGGAUGUGGCGCUGGGACCUGCCAGGUCAUUGUUACUACGCCAAUGGAAAUGCUGAAAAUCCAACUGCAAGAUGCCGGGAGACUGGGUAAUAUAUGCAUUUUAGACAAAGGCCAGUGACUUGUCAUGCAUGAUCUAGUGACUAGAAUAAUUUAGCAUGAGGAGCUUAUUAUUUCCUACUUUGGCUACCAUACCGAAAUUACAAUCUCCAUCAGCCCUACCACAUUCCAUUUAAAAUGCAGAGAAAUAGUUUGAUUAUUAGAAAGUCAUCCAUUACUAGUUUCUCUGAAAGUUUGUAUGCCAAUUGGCUAGAAUUAUUAGAAAAGUAACUCAAACUUCACAUCUCCCGGAUGCACAUGUUCUCUUAGUCCAGGUAACACUGAAAGGCAGGGGAUCCAUUUUGCUAAGUUGACAUUCUACCAGAGUCUAAUGACAGAACACAUGUCUUUCUUCAUAGGUGAAACCCAUAUGUACAUUCUAGCAGACCUGGUACAAUGAGGAUCACUAUUCUUGUGAAAACUGUUAACACUAAGCUUGCACCAAUCCAGUGCAGUGUCUAUACAAACUACCAAAUGGUCAUACACGUACUGUAUCUUCCAGUGUUGGGUAGAUUUGUUCAUGCCGCCAGAAAUGAGCUGCUUGCCCUGUAUAUGGUAGAAUAGGUAGUUAAGACAGUGUUGUGUACGGGUGAACAUUGCCCCCCAGCCCGUGAUCUCCACUUCGUGUAUAAAUGAUUAAUUCUCUCCUUUCUCACGAUUGCGACCCAUUCCUUUUUGGAAUUUUUAAUUUUGUGUCUUGCUCUGACCUUCUCUCACCUUCCCUCCAAAUGUUUAUACUCUUGAUUAAAAAGUACUUUUUCAAUGAGCCUAAACAAUACAGAUUCGUAGCCUUUAACUUAUUGAAAUUGCCACAAAAUUUAAAGUGGGAGAAAUAUCUGAAAAUACUACAAUGAGCUCAAAGUGGGACAGUCUGUGAAAAAAACAGUGAAACGAGUAGGAACACGCCAUUGGUGACGCCUCCCAUUUUCCAUAUUUCCACCACUUGUCAAAAUAUGGUAUUUUAUUCCACCUCUUAACAAAUAACACAACAAAUACAUUCACAUUUUGUACUUUCAGUCUCCACUCCAUUAUGCCCAUGACAUUCUCAUGCACAUGACUACUUCACAUGUGACUUCUGAGUACUAAUCACUAUCUUCUCAUCCCCGGUCUCUAUUAGAGCUGCACAUUGUAUAUCUUUUGUCUAGUCUCCAUUAUUGAGUAAACUUCCAUCUGUAGCUGAAUUUGAUUUAUUUCAGUAACCGUACCUGGGUGCUUGUUUUGUGUUAGCUUAAUAAUACUGUAUUUUAUAAUCAUGGUGUAUCAGAGUAUUACGCUCUGUUUUGACAGCCGCUCAGAGGAAGCUGAUGGCAGCCCAGGCAAGUGCAAACGGUGUGGCGGAGUCCAUCCCAGCAAGAGCCACAGCUAUUCAAAUUUCCCGGGAGCUGCUGCGGAGCAAAGGGAUAGCUGGGUUGUACAAGGGCCUGGGGGCCACGCUGCUAAGGUAAGGGAAUAGAGGCACAACUUUAAAAUAAAUAACUUACUUAUGACAAAUAAAGAGAGUGAUUGAUGAUAAUAUUUCCAUUUAACUUUAAUGUAAUAUUACGUGUCUUUUUUUUCUUUUUUUUUCUCUUUUCUUGGAGUGUGUACCUCCAGUGGCAAUCCUUUUUGUAUAUCUUCAAACAAAAUCAUACCUAAUGUCUUAAAAACUAGAAAUACCUUUCUCAACAUUUACCAGCAAUUUGGUUAGCUUGAUGUAUAGACAAAAUUCAGAGAACACAAAAAAUACCCGUAAUAGAUUAAGUGUUUUGCUCCUAACAGAUGUGUAGAACACAUUUCCUUACUGUAUUAAUUUGUCUUUUUAAACUGUUUCUUUUUUUCUGUACCUCAUUGCUCUCUGUAUCUCUCGUCUAACAGGGAUGUCCCAUUCUCCAUUAUAUAUUUCCCUCUCUUUGCCAACUUGAACAAGCUGGGGCAGAAGACGCCAGAUGAGAAGUCUCCAUUCUUUGUUUCUUUCCUUGCUGGCUGUGCAGCUGGAAGUAUUGCCGCCGUUGCCGUCAACCCAUGUGAUGGUAAGCCCAAAAUUGAACAAGACGAACCGUUACUGUCAGGUUAACAGCUGAGGGCAUUUGAGAACUAUAGUCUAUGGUUAAAAGAACACUGUAGGCACCCAGACCACUUCAGCUCAUUGAAGUGGUCUGGGUGUCAACUCCCAUCAUUCUUAACCCUGCAAGUGUAAUUAUGGCAGUUUUUAUAAACUGCAAAUAUUACCUUGCAUUGUUAAGUCCUCCUCUAGUGGCUGUCUACCAAACAGCCACUAGAGGGACUUCCGGCUUCUUAGACAACUUUUGGUCGUCUAAACAAUGCUGGACGUCCUCACACUAUGCAUGAGGACCUCCAGAGUCGCCGGAAUCCCCAUAAGAAUGCAUUGAAUAAUGCUUUCCUAUGGGGAGGUCGAAUGCGCACGCGGCCAUUGUCGCACAUGCGCAUUAGGUCUCCCCCGUCGGCGGGGGAGGAGCAUGGCUGGAGCCCGACCCAGCGUUGAGGGACACUGGCGCAGAUUCAGGUAAGUGUCUGAAGGGGUUUUAACCCCUUUAGUAAUGUGUGAUGGGGGGCGGGAGGGAGGGGGGAACUCCAGGAUCCUCUAGUGCCAGGAAAACGGUAAAUGUAAACCAGCUAUUUUUAUUGUGAUUGCAUUGAUUACAAGAUUGACAGGUAAAGAGAUCUAUAAGCUCUCAAUGAUUUCCACUGAGGGGGUUGCACUCAGUCAAAUAAACCACAGGGUGCUGACUAAGUGUGGGUCAGCAUACCCCAUUAAAAACGGAUAUCAAAAGCAAAAAAAAAUCAGGCACUCACUGCGAUAACGUAAAGCAGAUUUAAUGGACACAGCAACGUUUCGACCUGUUCCCAAGUCUUUAUCAAAUUGAUAUAGACAGAGGCGACAAAAUUGUAGAUUACGCUAGCUUUAGUGUACCUAUAAUCUUAAUUUUAUUAAUGACAGGAGCCAAAUAUUUGCUUAAGUCUCUCUUUACUAGAACUCCACAGCAGCACAGAAAAACAACCAAUCAGAAAAAAGUUAGGUACUAUAAAACUCCCCUCCCCAUGCAUCAUUUCCUCUUUCAAGCUGCGACAAAACAGAACAAAAGGCAGAAAAUAUAAUGGGGAAGAAACAAAGUCCUUGAUAUAAUGAAUAUGACAAUGUCCACCAUCCGAGAAGAACUGCUGAACCAAAUAGUGUUGAUGGACUGUAAACUGAAACAAGAGAAAAAACAGAAUCGAGCAGGUUGGUUAGCCAAUGAAAUGUACCCUGAACAAACAUGUAGGUACCCAAUGUAGCAACCAAAAUUACCGUAAUCUGCAUAGAUCCCAACCCGACUUAUAAAAAACAGACAUAAGAACAAGUGACAGGUAGCAGUGACAACAAGCAGAGUUGCAUACAUACCUGAUGAACUCAAACUAUAAAAUUAAACAAGGGAGGGAUAACAAUGGGCGGGAAAUACUCGCCUCCUGUCAUUAAUAAAAUUAAGAUUAUAGGUACACUAAAGCUAGCAUAAUCUACAAUUUUUUAACAUGACAGGAGGCUUCAUAUUUGCUGUUUUAUCGCUCAGCCAACAAAUCCAACGCUGUUUGUUUCAACUAUUCCGUGAGUUAUUCGAGCAAUCCUAAAUGGACCUUCCAACUGCGAAAAGUGACAGUAGACGGAUCGAUGAAGAUGCAAGCUGACGAAGCAUCCCAAAUAUGGAAAAACACCACCCGCUGAUAGAUCCAUUGCACGUGGGGUUGCGACCUGUUUCCUAGCAUUUCCAUGAGCUGCCAAGCUGACCUAUUAGCCAUUUUCCUGUAGGUUUAAAAUGCGGAAGGUCAUUUGCGGACUUAGGGCCGCGAGAAGAAACUGCCACCAUGUCUCGACUCUUGAUGUGGAAGGUGGCUCCUCCAAUCAUGCCAGGGUCACCAGGCAAUGUGGCCUUGCAGGCAAAUCUCCAACCUCAAGGAAUGCGCCUAAGUCCACCACCAAUUCUGUAAUAGAACCGAGUAGGGUCUUUUCGUUCCCUCAUGACCUACCCGGUGAGUUGUCUCAUCCGAGAAUAAAUUUAUUAUGCAGGCAAGAGUGUGGUCAAAACUAGCCGUAUCCUAAGUGGUUCCAGUAUUCCAAAUGGACUGUGUAAUCCGCGGCUGCAGUAGAGAAAAGGACUCCCAAAGGACGUCCAAUCAAGGUCCCAAACUGAACUUGUGUGGUGAAACGGUGGUUGACUAUUCUGGGGAUUGUGAAUCCCGGAAAUAUUCAAACGGAUGGGAACGUAAACCGGGGUUGAGAUUUCCAUCCAGAUAUAUCAUCGUCUAAGAGUGAUAAGAUGUCCGGAUCCAAUGAUGAUUGGGACCUGUAUAACAAAGAAGAGCCCUCACGUGCUGUAGUGAGAGAGUGAAAUAAUCUGAUUACCCGUUUGUACGAUCCUGUUCCAUGCCCGACCUGUCAAAAUUCAUGUAUGGGUUCCCGGUCUACACACCACCUACGAGAUAGGGGUCUCACUAUAUUAUACCCUAGGUCCCUGUACCCCUGACUGUCCAGGCACAUAACUCCCAGAGUAGGUCCUAGGUCAAGGGACCCAGGAAUGUGAAUUCGAGAACUGGAGUCAAGGCCUCCCUUCUUAGCUUGGAGUUCCGCAAACACAUAGCGUUCUCUAAUACGCAGACAAGACGUAAAGUCCCUUCACUCACGACAGGUGACUCCAGAGAGCAGAUAUAAGGAAAAAACAAGGGCCUAGCUUCAACCGUCCAAAGCAGGAUGUUGGCAGCCAUAUCCGAGCCUGCUACACAUCCUGAGCAGUACUCCAGCGGUAGGUCCCAACUUGUGAUGUCAGUGUAGGAGCCGGGGACACACAGGGUUCCUCCAUAGAGUCCACAGUAGGUCUCCUUGAUGGUAGUUGAAUAGGUGGGUUAGCGAGAACCCAAACCAAGACGGUUCCCACGAGGGAUAUCUAGUAUAGAAGGAGGGCCCUCCAUAUUCAAACCCUGUUCUCCAGAUAUGUGCUCAAAGUCAUCUCAUCCCAAGAUUGUAAUGACCAGAGAACCCUGGUCGACAGAGGAUUCUGGUCUUUCCAUGUGAUCAAUGCGCACAGUGUAUUUGCAGACCGGGUUGUGGGCCUUCCCUAGUCUUGUUAACCGAGCAAGGCAGUACCCGUUUGCUCUAUGAAGGUCUCAGGAUCUCAUGUCACGUUGACAUGGGAAAAACUGUCUGCGCAGUUUGUUCGCAAUGGUCUGAAUAUUUUAAAAAGAGUGCAAUUGCCUGUUUGAUAUAGCGCAGAUUAAACCUGCACUCUUGUAACAACUGGGGCUCAUCCGUUAGCCGUACCGUCCCUAGGAGUGUGUGUAAAUAAGUGGGGAAUCUCCCCCAGUAAUACCUCUGUGAGUAUUUCUCACGUGGGAUACAGUGGUCCGGAUCCAGUAGAUCCAUUAUAGGAGGUGAAAUAGAGAGAUCCAGUCCAAACAUGUAUACCCUGCACGAUCAGGCAGCCCUCUAUAUCGAAAUCGGUAGCACGGUCGUUAGAUCUAAUUGAAUGCAGGAGGGACGCCCCUCUAUACAGUCAUCGUUGUCCUGUACAGGUACAAGCCUGUGUGAUGAACAAAUGGACGGCACCGUAGUGCGUUGAGUGUAUGAGAGAGCUGCACUCUCUAAUAAUGUGACUGAACUCCGUGUCAGCGUCCGGCUGAUGGCAUGAGCGGGCCGCACCCAUUAAUAACCAAACAUUAGAGUCUACAUUCGUGUCCUGUUCCCUCUGAGAAUGUUUCACUCAAGACAUGUCCUCUGUAUCCAGCUCAGUAACAGGCUGAGGUUGAGUGAGGGCUGCGCCCUCUAAUAAUGAAUCCGUGUCCAGUUCAGUCUAUGAGAGGGGUUCGCUCUCUACGCGUGAAAAUAAAAAUAUCAGUCUCAGGCCGAGGCGAUGGAGGGCCGCACCUUCUUGUAAUCCAAACUAGAGUCUAUUAGAGACUCAGGGUGACCAACAGCGGGGUACAUCAUUAUCUAAUAUGAUAUACUAAUAUCAGCAUAAGACAGAGAUCCUGAUGUGGGUCUCCCUCUGACCACGAGACCUCUCUCUGAAUCUCUCACUUGAGAGAUGGAAUCAACCGGUAAUAAACCAGACCGAUGGUAGAUGGAAUAGUAUACAACCUCUGGUUGUGUCCUUGCUUAAUAACAGAAAGCGAUUAGGAAAUGCAACCUUCGGAAACCAUGAUGGAAACUACCAACGGACCGCCUGGUUCCAGGAUGACCGUUGGUAGCCUGAGGAAAGCUAGAGACGUUCUCCGCGAUCCUCAAGAGCCUGGGAGGUCUGAGGAGGUCAAGUCAGGCCUCUCGAUGACCCGAGCGAUAGGACAAUAGGAAGGCACGAAAACAAAGAAACGACAAAAAAUUUAGAUAAAGGGAAAUACAUACCUCGGAGAGAAGGUAAAUAGCAGAUCGGAAAAGCAAGUCAAGUAAACCCAACUGAAAAGGUCAGGAGCUAAAGGGUUAGUUGCUGAAGGCAAGGAAACCGUGCUCCCCUGUUGGCGUCUGAGCACUGGUCCCUGCUUGUGCGAGAUUCCCCUUGGAGAUGUGCCGCCGCCUGGCUGAUGUAAACCGUGGUUGCGUGCCCGGGAAUCUUCAUAAAAGCUUUGCCCCUCAGGGCAUGAGCUGUAGGGCCUUCAUCCUUCCAAUCAUAUUUAGGUGCCCGUAUCCUGGUGUCCUCUUGGAUAGUAUGGCAGCAAUGUUUGCCUGGACACCCACCUAUCUCCAUGUCAACAGUGGGUACUGAGCUUUCCUCAGUGAUAUUCCCCCAGGCCUGCGGCCAAAAGGGGGGUUCGGGCACAGAUAGAUCAGGCCAACGAUGGGCACAGGUAGAGCAGGCCAGACAGAAGAGCACAGACAUAGUAGGCCAAUCAAAUGGGCGCAGAACUAGCAGGCCAAUCAAUUGGGCACAGACAUAGCAGGCCAAGCAUAGAGGCACAGACAGAGCAGGCCAAUCCUGGGUUGCGUGUUAUAUGAGUAAUGGGGACCCCUAAGUUUGGGCAGAGUCCCCUAAAUAUCUGUAAAUCCUCAGGGUAUCCUGUGACCUAGGAUCCCUAGACAUAAAACCUUUUAGACAGCGUAAUACUGUGUGUAUAAGCCUUAACCGGGACUGGCAGUCCCUAAAUGCCCAGCAGGCAAAAUAGUGGUAUUCCAGCUGUAUUAUAGAAACAUAGAAUGUGACGGCAGAUAAGAACCAUUCCACCCAUCUAGUCUGCCCAAUUUUCUAAAUACUUUCAUUAGUCCCUGGCCUUAUCUUAUAGUUAGGAUAGCCUUAUGCCUAUCCCACGCAUGCUUAAACUCCUUUACUGUGUUAAUAUUGGGUACAAGCUGAAGUUGUUCCAGUGCUUAUAGUGUCCAUAAAAUCAAGAUAUACUGAGCGAUACAUUCCUUACACUUUGAAUUUCCUAUGCACAUGUACAUACAAAUCUGUUUGAGAGUCUUAUCUUGUUAUAGAUCAUCAUCAUCACACCACCUGAAGGGUAAUGUACGAAUGGUCUCUUUCAGGAGUAGGGCUAAACAAUUGUCAACUCAAUGAAUCUCCCCAUAGAACCUGAUAAAAUAGAAUAGUUUCAGCAUAGACUGAUCUCCCAUACCAGUUUGAGCCAGAGCCAGGUCUGCUUAGCUUUUAACAUAGGUCAUGGACAGUGAAUUCAUACCAGAGUAAUAUCAUCUGAGACUCCAUAGCUGGACCAGAAUAUAUAUACUGUGAAGCACAUCAAUCCUAGAGCUAACUAGCCAACUGGCUCUGUAUACACCGUGUACAGAGCCUGUAUAACUGAGUUUCAUAUAUACCUGUAACUCACAGCAAUCUGUGAUAUACACCGUCAGCAAAACUCACAGCAAUCUGUGAUAUACACUGUCAGCAAAACUAAAUCUGUGAUAUACACUGUCAGAAAACUCACAGAAAUCUGUGAUAUACACUGUCAGUAAAACUCACAGAAAUCUGUGAUAUACACUGUCAGUAAAACUCACAGCAAUCUGUGAUAUACACUGUCAGCAAACCUCACAGCAAUCUGUGAUAUACACCGUCAGUAAAACUCACAGCAAUCUGUGAUAUACACUGUCAGCAAACCUCACAGCAAUCUGUGAUAUACACUGUCAGUAAAACUAAAUCUGUGAUAUACACUGUCAGUAAAACUCACAGCAAUCUGUGAUAUACACUGUCAGUAAAACUCACAGCAAUCUGUGAUAUACACUGUGAUAUAUACACUGUCAUUGGAACUCACAGUAAUCUUUAAUAUAAAUUGGGGGGGGGGGGUUGAAAUCAAAGGGAGAGCAAACCGAAUAGGUAUCUCCAGGAACCCCCAUGAAACCACUACAACGUAAAAAGUAAAUAUCCCCAAAGAAAACCAGGGGAAGCAAAGAAGAGCCAAAAGGCACAGUAAUCUUAAAAACUAAGCAUAAUUAAUAUAAAUCAUAAUAAAACCCAAAGCCACCAAAUAGAAGCAGGUGGCAGUGGUACUCUUACCAGUACUGACUGCGGAGCAGCAAAGAAAGAGGAAAUGAUGCAAUGGCAAGGGGGUUUUAUAGUACCUAAAUUUUUUCUGAUUGGUUGUUUUUCUGUGCUGCUGUGGAGUUCUAGUAAAGAGAGACUAAAGCAAAUACGAAGCCUCCUGUCAUGUUAUAAAAUUAAUUUGCAAUAAAUAAAUUUAUUUUUCCAUUACGCCAAUCGUUUACACACAAUUGUGGGCUAUGUUUGCAUAACCCGGCAGUAGUGUAUACAUCAGUACUCGUGUGAAGGGGUUCUCGAAAACAAAAAUGAAAAUUUAGUUUGAGCAAAAAAGCCUUUAAAAAAUAAUUUACCAAAUAAUAAAGUGUGCAUGAUGUAUGUCUUCAGCUGGUGACUGUGAUAGAGUGAGUAAAGGGUAUCAGUGGCAGGGAGAGUGUGACAGGAAAAAGGAGGCAAAUGGGACAGGUUGGGGGGUUGUGAGAGAGAAUGAGGGAGGGAGAGUAUAACAUGGUUUGAUGAGAGAGUGUGACAGGCCGAGUGGAGGUAAGUGUGUCAGGGCAAUAGUGGCAUGGUAGCAGGGAGGAGUGUGACAGGAUUGGAGGGGUUAAUGUGACAGGGUAAGUGUGGCAUAGUUGGGGUGAGGUGAGUAUCACAGUUUUGGAGUGAAGGGUGAAUGUGGCAUACUGGCAUGGUUGGAGGAGGGAGUGUGACAGAAUUAAGGGGGGUUAAUGUGACAGGGUGAGUGUGGCAGGGUUGGGGGAGAGUGUGACAGAGUGAGAGAAGGGCGAUAGUGUGUGGGAGGGGGGUGAUACUGUGAGGAAGGGGUGCUACUGUGAGGGAGGGGAUAUACUGUGAGAGAGGUGGGUGAUACUGUGAGGGAGCGGGGUCAUGGUGUGUAGGAGGGGGGAUACUGUGAGAGAGGGAGUAAUACUGUGAGGGAGGGGGUGAUACUGUGAGGGAGGGGAUAUACUGUGAGGGAGGAAGGAUACUAUGUGGCAUGGGGGUAAUACUGUGAGGCAGUGGGGUAAUACUGUGAGGGAGGGUGAUACUGUGAGGGAGGAGGUGAUACUGUGAGGAGGAAGGAUACUAUGAGGCAUGGGGGUAAUACUGUGAGGAGGGGGGAUAUACUGUGAGGGAGGGGGAUACUGCAGGGAGGGGGAUACUGUGAGGGACGGGGGAUACUGAGGGACGGGGAUUCUGUGAAGGAGGGGGUAUUUAGGAAGGGAUAUAUUGGGAGGGAGGGGGUAUACUGGGAAGGGAUAUAUUGGGAGGGAGGGGGUAUAUUGGGAGGGAAAGGAUAUAUUGCGAGGGCGUGGGUAUAUUGGUAAGGGGUAUACUUGGAGGGAGGGGGUAUAUUGGUAGGGGGUAUAUUCGGAGGGGGGGACUAAAUACUUUAAGUCCCUGGUGGUCCAGUGGCACCGUCUGGUCUGCAGUUUUUCGCGCAGUGUGCAGAGAUGCAGACCAAGUGUCUUGCGAGACCCGGUCAGAGCGUUGCCGUGGUAACCCGCGGCAACGCUCUGAUUGGCCAGAUCUCGUAAGACACACUGCACGGAGCUGCAGACCAGGGGCUACAGGCGCUCUCUGGCCAGGCAGCCAGGAGGGGCCUUGCACCCGGCGGCAUACCGGGCAAGCCACUGGGCCCCCUCCUGGUGUCAGGUCCUUGGUCACUGACUGAGGACCUGACACAGUCUGCCAUAAGGCAGUUUAGACGGCCGCCUAAACCGCCUAAUUAGAGAGCUGCCUCUGGUAUAGAUCUGGGAACAGGUCGAAACAUUGCUAUGUCCAUUAAAUCUGCUUAAAGUUAUUACAGUGAGUGCUUGAGAUUUUUUUGCUUUAAAUAACUUUUACUGGCAUUAGAGUAUAAAAGAUUAUCUUUAAUUACAUUUACCAUUAAUGAAAUAUGGAUUCUAUUUUGCGUCCUUUAAAUAUUAGUUUAUUUUAAAUUACGCAAUAGUGCCAUCUAAGUUGCAGGAAAGCUGUACAUUUUAUAGCUAAUUUAGCCUCAAAGUGAUAUUUUUACACUAAGCACAGACUUUUUAGUGAAUUGAAAACUAAAUUGCUAAAAUAGUUGUGGCCAUUGCUAAUGUGGGGAAUUUUUCCAAUGGAGCUAUUUUUGCCCAAAUUAUGAAAUUUCGAUUUUAAUUCAUUACAGCUCUGUUAAUUAUAACCAUGUGCUGCCAUAAAUGUAAAUCAUGUGUUGAGACUUUAGCUAAGUGGUCACACCAAGGCACUUGAGUGAGGGGGUAUUUUAAUAAUUUUGGAUUUGUAGAAUGACUUAAAAUUCAGGAACCAUCUAAAUACCUUUUAGACAUGUAACACAUUCACGAUCACAACUUUUAAAUUAAUGGAUGGAUUGGUAACAUAUGGUAUCUAUUACAUUUUCCUCCACAACAGUACCAGAUUUAGCAGGAUAAUCUUUAAUUUGGCUUCUGUCUUUUGCUAUGUGUGUUACCCAGAAGUGAGUCAUCAGGUGCAGACUGUGUGCAUCAAAAGAUGCUUGUGAUGUCAGGGUGUUAAGCACCCAUGCAGAAUGCUUCAGUAAUGCUCUGUGCAUGUGCAACCCUGAGAGAGGCUCGCAAGAGAUGCUGCAUGUUACCCUAGCAUGCAUUCACACUUUUUUUUUCCUUACAUCACUCCCAGGCCACCCCACAUGUACCCGCUUUCCCCUUUAAGUUCACAUCUCUUGCUCUGUGUCAUGAAGUAUGCCUUAACAUAAUUGUAAUGAUAUGAUUGAUCUUUCAUUAAAAGGACGGAUAUUUGGAUAAUUCCAAAUACAAACAAAAAUUAAGGGGAAAGAAGGAAUUUAAUCUGUAUCAGUUACAUUGUUGCUAUAAGUGAAUCCAAAUAUACUGCAGAAUGUUUAUCCUGAAUCCUGUGCUUCUAAGAGCUCCAUUUUUCUAGUUACAUUAAAUGGAUACUAUAGUGCCAGGAAUAUAAAGCUGUAUUCCUGGCACUGUUGCUCCCCCUGCUUCACUCCCUCCCUGGGGUAUAAAGGGUUAAAAACCCUUUAUUUACUUACCUUAUACCAGUGCCUAUAACCCUCUGUGCUGGGUCGACACCCCGCUCUCUCCGAUGUCCUGCAGAUUAUUAGAACUCCCCGUAGGAAAGCAUGCAGAGUGUAAGGAGGUACAGUGUUAGUCCGUUUCGACCCAGGAAGCGCCCCAGUGGCUGUCUGGUACUUUUUUGGAACUUCAAUGAUUUACAUUGCAGCACUAAGUGCAAAAUGGACACUGAACCCAGACCACUUGAAUAAGCUAAAGUGGUCUGGGUGCCUAUAGUGUCCCUUGAAUGUUUGGUUUAAUAAUGGAGAUAGCUAAGGAUUACAUCCAUAUUGGAGUAGACAGUCCCUGGUCACAUGUCAUAAAGUUCAGAUUGAGAGAGCAGAGCAUAUUUGGAGAAUAUUAUACAUCCCCUACACACAUUUUCAUGCAACAAUGUUAAACUCUAGGGCCACUUGCUUGUGGUUGGAUGAAUUCACUGCUGCAAAUUUAGAUUUCAGUGAUCAACCAUCCAAAUCGUAUUUAUCAAGUUUCACCUACUGUCCCAGGACUCAUCCUUUCGAACAAUGACUUGUCAUGUCUCACUUUUGCCACUUAAUUGCCAGUGUCUACUAGAAAGAACAGAUGACAAGAACAUUUAGCAUUUCAAUACUUUUUCCAUUUCCUAUACCUGGAAGAGCUGCUACGGAUAACAUGUAAAGCAAACAGUAUUCUGUGAAAUACAAAGAAACUGAAUUGCAAGGGAACCAAGAGAGAAGGAAAUCAAGAAGAGUUCAGAUAGCAGAGAAGGUGCCCUUAUGGUCUUAAAUGGACACUAUAGUCACCAGAACAACUACAGCUUAUUGGAUUUGUUCUGGUGAGUAGAAUAAUUACCUUCAGGCUUUUUGCUGUAAACACUGUCUUUUCAGAGAAAAUGCAGUGUUUACAUUACAGCCUAGUGAUAACUUCACUGGCCACUCCUCAGAUGGCUGUUAGAGAUCCUUCCUGGGUCAUGGCUGCCUAAAAAUGCAUCCAAACAUUUAGUGUCUCCUCCCUCUGCAUGCAGACACUGAACUUUCCUCAUAGAGAUUCAUUGAUUCAAUUAAUCAUCUAUGAGGAGAUGCUGAUUGGCCAGGGCUCUGUUUGAACCAUGCUGGCUCUGCCCCUGAUCUGCCUCCUUGUCAGUCUCAGCCAAUCCUAUGGAGAAGCAUUGUGAUUGGAUCAGGCUACCACUUCUGAUGAUGUCAGCAGACUGCUUGUUUUUCUGAGUCUAACAGCAUGCAGAGUUACAGCUUCAGGCUUGAAUACAGUAAGAUUUUACUAUAUUUAUGGAGGCACGAGGGGCCCAGGGGGGCUAGAUGGUGGUGUUAACACUAUAGGGUCAGGAAUACAUGUUUGUGUUCCUGACCCUAUAGUGAUCCUUUAAGCUUGUUUGGUCAAAAAGCAAAGCCCCAUGUCUAUUCUUUCUGCUGAUAUUUGUCGAAAAUGUUCGAUGAUCAUUAAAUUUCAGUCGACCACACUGACACUAGGGAUCAAACCCUAAACAGGACUACACUAAGACGCAAGGACACCCCCCCACAACCCCACACUCACGCCAAUAGGCACUGUGAGACGGGGCCAUAGAAGAUACAGGCGGGAAGAAGGUGACUGAAAGACACAACAUGCUCACCGACCACCCCCCACCCAUCCCAUCAUCCACACUCUAGACACAUUACAGACGAACGACAUUAAAGACUGAGAGAUGAUUACAACCUGCAAGGACAAGCGAACGACAAGACCUAAAACAACAAAUAAUAUCAUAACGCAGAGUGAGCGAUCUCAAACCACAGGACCAUAGCUAACGCACCUGACAGACUGUAAUUAAUCAAUCUACAACAUGUUAAGUGAAUAUCGUAAAUAGAGAUUUAUUGUGUCAGGAGACCUGCGAGUCUCAAUCACUUUUGCAUCCUCAGAGAUCUGCGCAUCUCAAGACCUCAAACGAGAUUCUAACUGAUUGAAACCUGCGUGUUUCGCACUGCUCAUAACCUCACUGCGAAUUGUUCACCUCGCAAACUCUUUAAUAAAACGAUAUUUAAAUAGAAAUAAAUUUCAGUCGACCAUUAAACUCUGUGGCCUGCUGGCUGCAUUAGCAGCUAGUAAGCAAAUGGUUAAUAACACUUGCCUCUUGUUAGGCGAGGGUUAACCAUGUAACAGCUGGCAGAAGUUUGCAAAAAAUGUCUGCCCAGUCACUAUUAACAUACACCCCCACCAGUGCCCCCAAUGUACAAAAUGGUGGGUGGUCUAAAAUUUAAAAAAAAAAAAGACAAAGGGGCCAAUACCCAUGGGGAUUGGGUGGGGGACUUGACCAUAAUUAAGUAAUCAGGGGUGGACAGAUCACUGCCCACCCCCUGCUGACCAGCCAUGGCCAGCAGGUGGGGCUAUUUAUUAUUAAAUGGGUGGGAGCUAGUGUCCACCCACAGUCCACCGAUGCAGGGUCUAAGUAAAUUUAAAAAAUAUUAAGUGUAAAAAAAAUAAAAUGAAAUGUGUAGAAUUUAAGCAAACACUACUUUUUAGCAGUAGGUCCAAGCAGGGUUCUCCAAACAGUGUUAUUCAUUCACCAAAGUAUGCAUUUUUGGGAAUUCAGAGUAAAUUUCAAAUGUUAGGCCAAAGUAACCAAUUCGGAAAAAUUCUCCAAGUGAGCUAUGUUUGACUAUUCUGGACUAAAUUUAAAAUUCACUUUGAAUUUCUGACAAUUUACUCUUUGAUGAAAAACCCUGAAGCUUUCAGAGUAGGAGAUACAAAACAUGUUAAUUUCGAAUUUAGAGAUUUAAUCACUAAUUGACAGAGAUGAAGGAUUUUCUUUCCUUAAUUUGGCUAUUUUGACUCCGAUUUGGAAUAAACCCACUGAGUUUAAGAAUGUUUAUUGCUGUGGUAUAUGUGAGCCCAAUUACCUGUUUACCAAAGUUUAAAUGGCCACUAUAGUCACCAUUUAGGAGUUCAAUCACCUUUUCUAUGCAGCCCUAGGCACAUCUCCUUGCAUGUGACUUAAGCAACCUUAAUAAACACUUCCUGUAAAGAGUCAUCUAAUGUUUAUACUUCCUUGCAAAUUCUGUUUAAUUUAGAAUGUCUUAUCUCUUGCUAUGUUAAUAGCUUGCUAGACAUUGCAGAAGCAAUGCAAUAAAAGUUAAAUUUACAGAGCAGGAGAUAAAAAAAAAAAAUGUAAGUAAGUUACAUCUGAUUGGAAAUUAAACCAUUUCAGUCACAGCCAGGGGAGGUGUGGCUAGGGAUGCAUGGACAGAAACAAAAGUGAUUUCACGCUUAAAUGCAGUGAAUAGAGCAGUAAAACUCCAGAGGCAUGAUCUAUACCAGGGAUAGGCCACCUUCGGCACUCCAGAUGUUAUGGACUACAACUGCCAUAAUGCUCUUACACGCAUAAUGCUGGCAAAGCAUCAUGGGAGGUGUAGUCCAAAACAUCUGCAGUGCCGAAGGUUGCCUAUGCCUAAUCUAUACACAAAAACUACUUCAUUAAGCUAAAGUUGUUUCAGUGACUAUAGUGUCCCUUUAAAUGUAUGUAUAUCUAUUAAAAUGAGGGUGGAAUUCUUAAAUAGUCAGACUUGAAUUAAUAUUCACGUAUGUGCAAUGUUAAAAAGAUUGUAUUUUUUUCCUUUAGUAAUUAAAACAAGGCUGCAAUCAUUACAACGAGGGGUUAAUGAAGAUACGUACUCAGGGAUUAUAGACUGCACCAGGUAAGUACUGCUACUGGUACUGAUUUAUUAACUCUCUGCACGUCUAUGGUGGCAAGGUGUUGUCAUGGACUUGAAUCCUUUGCAUUUGAUUUCACCACACAAAUAUUAUCCGAUUUGUUCACUAAAAACCUAUUACAACCACUAUGGAUUAUAAAAAUAAAAAUAAAUUAAUCUGGUACCAUCUAGUGCCAUACUGGACAUUGAUCACAGUAUUUUUUGGUGUCUGGCUUUUUCAACGAGUCCAAAUUUAACAAAGGUCUAGUCCAGAUAUUAGCCUGUCUGUAUGAAGUUGAAUGGCUGAAAUCCAAAUUGAAUGUUUAUGCAUCUGAAUACUCAGACUUAACCGAAAUGGCGACUUCUGCCAAUUAUAUUUAUUUUUAUAUGAGUUGACAAAUAAAAUGGAUUUCUGCAGAUUUGCUUAUAAAAAGGAUGUGACCUUAUUUUCACAUUCUACUGGAUUUCUACUGGAUUUGCUCAAAAUGUAUGUAGUUGAAAUUCGACAUUGGAUAAGUAUACAGAUCCUAUACUUUCAAUAGGCUUUGCAUGUGAGAAUUACAAAAUUUAACACAGACACUGGAUGGUAUCCAUUGAGCUGUGCUCAUUCGGUUGAAAAGGCUGCAUAUCAGAUUUCCGCUUUGCCUUUAGUAAAUAAUUAGAAUUGCAAAUUUGAUUAAAGGGAUAGUAUUGGCAUCAAAACAACAUUGUUUUAAUUACGUUUUAGUGGGUAGAACAUGCCCCUGCAGUUUUACUGCUCAAUUCAGCCAUUUAGGAGUUAAAUCGCUCUUGUUUUUGCUUAUACAACCCUAGCAACACCUCCCCUGGCUGUUAUUUACACAGCUUGCAUGAAAAAAAUGGUUUCAUGUUCAAUCAGAUGUUAACUUACUUUACAUAUUUAUAUCUCCUGCUCUGCAAAUUUAACUUUAAUCACACACAGGAGUUCUCCUGCAGGGUCUAUCGUAUUAUUAACAAAGCAGGAGAUAAUACAUUUUAAAUUAACAGUUAAACAUUAAAUCUCUCUUUACAUUAAGUGUUUAGGAAGGCUGUGUAUGUCACAUGCCGGGAGGUGUAACCAGGGCUGCAUAAAUAAAGUGAUUUAAUUCCUAAAUUGCAAAACAUUGGGCAGGGGCAUGAUCUAUACACCAAAAUUGCUUCAUUAAAAGUGUGUUUCGGUUUUGUUUUUAAGAUAGUCACUGUAAAUGAUUUUUGCUAAACUGUACUGUCUCUGGAUUUUAGUGAAUAAACCUGUAUGCAUUUUACAUAGGUUGGCAGGUGUGUGGUGCGUUGUCCUUUUUUGUUGUAAAGGGUAUGACUAUUGACUUUAAACACAUAACCUGCAUAAUGUAUUAUACUGAUUAGGGAUGAUGACCUUUAAUGAGCUCAGCCUGUUACUAUAUAACGAGUAUUUGACAAUGAUGUUGACAAUAUAUAACAGUAUAACCUCUGUUUAUUCUCUGCAGGAAGAUAUGGAGGAGUGAGGGACCUGCUGCCUUCCUGAAGGGUGCAUACUGCAGAGCGCUUGUCAUUGCUCCACUUUUCGGGAUUGCUCAGGUGGUCUACUUUAUUGGAAUUGGAGAAUAUCUCCUGGGAUUUUUACACUCUCCUCGUGAUUAACAUCACAGCAUUGACCUCCAAACCAAAACUACUACAUGUUUGGUUCUUUUGAGAGGUCUUAGCAGUAUCUUAAUCUUGGCCAUUCUUGCCAGUUUUAUUUCUGCCCUUGCUUAUCCAUAAGGGUGGAUUUUAAAGCAGGACAUGCCCUCCUUUUUUAUGUACAAUGGUAUGGUCCACAACUAUACUGAUGUGCUGCGGAACCUUACAGCAAUUGGGCAAUCUUCUUUUAUCUUCUGGUGGAAGGAGGAGAGUACUUCUCGAAAGGGGGCAGCAACUCUACAAAGUUAAUCAUUUAGAGAGCUGAGCCAAUUUUAACACUUUAUUUGUGGCACAUGAUUUGUUACAGAGGCUAAGGAAAUGUGGCAAAAAAAGACAACCUCUGGAAAGUGUUUCUAAUCUGUGAGAGACUGCAGCACAUACUUAUUAAGUUUGUCUUAUGAGUAUAUUGACAUUUUAUGUUUGCUUAUGUAAUAUACACACUUCAGAUGGGUAGGGGCACACCAAUGAUGUAUGCAGUAAUUUGUCAAAUGCAGAGCAUGCACCAUACUUAAUGCUGAUUAUUACCCCUGAAGGACCACUGACUACAUUAUUCUAUCAUAACUAUCUGGUCUUUAAAAGUCUGACACGAAAAUGGAAUAUCCCACCCGGUUUUGUAUGUAGAGUUGCAAGUAAUGAAAAUGUGGGAUGUUCCUUGUUUGUUCUGGCUGGGAUAUUUACUAAAUGGUGAAUUGCUGGGAAUUCAAAGUGACUUACAAAUGUUACUCUAAAAUAGCUGAAAUGAAAUCAGAAUGAUGACGGUAUGAUCUGUCAUUGAUCUGUAAGGGGUUAAAUAUUACAUCUUGGCAAAUUAUCGGUUUCAGCUCUCAAUGUGAUACCCUUUAUCAUGUUGUUAAAAUAGAUUCCUCUGCCACUGGGACAAACUAGAAUAGGUUGCUCUGGUAUAAUCCAUUCCAUAAAAUCUGCAUAAUCUGGGUACCAUUGGUGCUUUUAUAUAAUUUUUUUUUGUUGUUGUUUUUUUUAUACAGACGGGGCAGUAAAUGAGGCAGACUGUUUUUCUUACAUAUUUGAGGACUAUAAACAAUGUGUUUCGGACCUUUUAACAAACUUUUGGCUAAAAUAGCAGAGCUUUUUUUAAAUUACUAGUUUCUUUUAGAGAAUUCGCUGCUCAGCUAAUAUCGAUUUUAACCUCCAUAGAGCUCAUGCAUUAAGGAUCUUCACUAGCAUUAUUCACUAGCGUCUAUAAGCAUCAAAAACAGCACCCAUAAACCGUAAAGUGUGAAAGCGAAUUUCAAAUUUUAGGCAAAAAUAGUCACGUGGAUACAUUUUCCAAAUUGGAAAAAAAAUUUAAAUACACUUUCAGUUCACAACAAGUCACAGUUUAGUGAAUAUACCUGUCUGAAUGAGAUGUUAAAAUUGGAGCUGCGUAUCUCUAAACAUAUUUCGAUUUUACUUUUUUUAUUUGGUUUUUAAUUUUCUAUUUUAAGAUUUUGAUUAUUUUAACAUUACUCCACUUUAUUUUUUUUAGACUUUUUUUUUUAAAUAUCUUUGUUUGUGAAUUUACAAGCACUGUGACUUGAACAACUUUUCAGUGACUGAUUUUUUUGAAACCUUGCUAAGCUAAAAAACGCCUACAGAGUAAAAAUAACAUCGACUGCAUUGCCAUCUUUCUCGCUUUCUCGUCUACCCCUUGAAUCUGCACAUUCUACACCAUGAAAGUGGCAGCAUUGUGUGCCCUCUGGUACUUAAUGCUCACACCUUGUUAUGUAAGGAACAUUCCAUGCCCCUACCCCCCCAAAGAAGUCACAAUCUAGUAGAUAUACCCCCAAUGAAAACAUGCAUGCAUUUAUUUCUGCAUUUUAUUUUUUUGAUUUCUGUUGAAAUUGGCACUUUUAUAAACGGUCAGAAGUGUAACAGGCUCCAGACGCACUAAGUAUUUCAGCAAACGGAAAUACUUUGUGUGUGAAGUGUUCCUGUAAUUUAUCGUUAAUUGUCUAACAUCUAACAUUAAUUGGUUAAAUUGCUGCAACAUAAUUGCAUCUCACUACAAGCACAGUGUGAGAAUGGCCUAAUCCAAACUAUCCUCCUCCUAUUUCUAGUAAAAUAGAAAGACCAGAAUGCUUUGCAAGAAAUAUUCACAGCAAUGUAUUCCAGUCUUUUGUGAAAUAUGGAUGUGUUUAUGACUGUGAGAUUUGCUUGAUCCCAUAUAACAAAGAGAAACGUGCAUUUAAUGUGUCUAGUUAUGGAGCGAACAGGAUCACAUAGUUUGUUUAAAUAGUUAUUGUAGAUUUCAGACAAACUGUGCAUUUUUAUCAAGAGACGUCCCAGGAUAAACCAUGUUUUGUUAUCAAGAUCUCAUCUAAUUCUAUAUUAUUUCUCCAUUAAUUUCAUUUACUGGCAGCAGAUUUUAACUUCCUUACUCAGCCGGCACUUUCACCAGAAGCUUAAAGGAUCACUAUAGUGUCAGGAAAACAAACUUGUUUUCCUGGCACUAUAUAAUCCUUCGGUACCCCACACCAUCAGGACACCCAUCCCGCUGGGCUGAAGGGGUUAAAACCCCUUCAGCCACUUACCUUUAUCUGGCGCUGGUGACCUCUCCUCCCCCUCCGACGUUAGCUCCCAAGUGGAGCCAAAUGCGCAUGCGCGCAUUAAAAACGCCUCUAGCGGCUGUCAGGAAGAUUAACCCUGCAAUGUAAACAUAGCAGCUGCAGGGGUAAGACCUGGGGACCUGGCACCCAGACCACUUCAUUGAGCUGAAGUGGUCUGGGUGACUAUAGUGGUCCUUUAAAGGAAAAUGACAGCCAAAAGAUGCAUGGAACUUAAAGAAUAACUGUCACGGUUUUUUAUUAUUUAAAAUAAGUUAUUAUAUGUCAUAUAUAUAUUUUGUGUAUUAGUUUGUAAUGAAUACUUAGAGGAUAACCACUCAUUUUAGUUAAUAUCCUGCCAUGCUUGCUACAAGGGGGCAGCCAUCUUGUAUGUAUGUGUUACGAAAUAAUAUACGCAAAGUAAAUGUAACAAGCAGUGAUAGUACAAGCUCUUUACAGGACAUUCUAAAAACAAAUGUUAUGUGGAAUCUAUUUAAACCUUGCAUUUAUUCUCAAUAGUUUAAAGGAUCACUAUAGUGUCAGGAAAACAAAGCGGCUUUCCUGACACUAUAGUGCCCUGAGGGUGCCCCCACCCUCAGGGUCCACCUCCCUUGGCGCUGAAGGGGUUAAAACCCCUUCAGCAGCUUACCUUAAUCCAGCGCCAGGCUCCCUUGGUGCCGGUGACCUCUCCUCCCCCGCUGACAUCAUCUCCCCCGUCCGAUGUCAGUGGAGCCGAAUGCGCAUGCGCAUUCAAAGUGUACAUAGGAAAGCAUUUCUCAAUUUUUUCCUAUGGGCGCUCUGCGCAAUGGAGGCGAAAUGUGCCUCCAGCGUCGCAAAUGCACCUCUAGUGGAUGUCCGGAAGACAGCCACUAGAGGCUGGCUUAACCCCAAAUGUUUGCAUCUGAAGGGUUAAAACCUGAGGGACCUGGCACCCAGACCACUUCAUUGAGCUGAAUUGGUCUGGGUGACUAAAGUGUCCCUUUAAAAUACUAAUUCUCCAAAUUAGGGACAAAGCACAAAAAGAAAUAAAGUCUAAAGUGUUUCUUGCAAGUAGAUGCACUUAAAGCGACUUUGUCACCUAUGCAAAGACCAAGGAUGGUGACAUUGCUGCCUGGGGUGCAUUACCUGAUGCUGUCCCCUAUGAGUACCGUACACAUGCGUGAAAGUACAACACUGAUGUUUAUAGAGGAUACUGCAAGACCGCAGGAACCUCUACAGAUAUUGUCUCAUGAUUAGUAAGACAAUGUCUUAUUCCUCCAGACAUUGUAGCGAUCGACGGCUGUAGGAAGUGACAAAAUCUGAAGCAGUAGCUCCACCUUUUUGUCAAGUUUAAUCGACAUAAGGGUUUACCAUCAAACAAACUUGUCCUUGCUUUGUCUAUAUGUCUUUGAUAUAUUUUGACUGUGUUGGACUUUGAAAGAAAUUAUAUUUUUAUGAAAUGCUCAUAAUUUAAUUUUUUUGGUGAAGAGGCGCUGUAAAGAUAGAAAUAUAUAUCUUAAUCCACGAGUUAUAUAUAAGGUGGAAAUCAGAUGUGCUAUUUACAUAUUAAAGCACACAGAGUUCCAGGAGCCCAGGAAAAAAGGGCACCCUCCGAGAACAAAAUGUGAAACAUCCUACUCGCACUAUAAUAUAUGGAAACCACCAUCUGACGUCUUUGCAUGAUUUGCAAAAAUCCCUGAUGGCAACUUCAAUGCUUGGUGGCCAAGGGUUGCAGGGGAAGGUGGAUUUUACAUACCUGAAGCUCUCUCUUGCGGCCACCACCUUCUAUUGGAUCCUCUUCAUCUCCUCAUGCUUCAUCGUCCAGAAGUCCACAUCAGUGCGUACUUUUGCACAUGCACGAGAGUACAGCACUGAGUUAUAUGUAAGAAUCUGUAAGACCACAGGAGCCUGCAUAGAUGUCUCGUUUCUAGCAAUGACUGGGAGAAGUGACAAAAGCUUACAAAAAGAGCUCUGCUUUUUUUUUUUUUUUGAAUUGCAGGAAAAAUACACAAGGCAAAGUAGUUUCUAGCUAGCCUUAUGUUUGAAAUAGAAGAACAGAUUAUGAGUUAGGAGUGAAGAAGAAUGUAUUGAAGUAAGUUAAGCAUAGCGUGACAGAUCUGCUUUAAAUGAUAAGAAAGACAGUUUUCCUUUAAUACUGUCAACUAGUGAAGAGUCUGUCAUGUACUCAUUUUUGGGAUGUAUAUAAAUGUCAUCUUCUGAAUUGUUACUGAUAUUAUGAUAAUACGUGUGCUGGUUGUGAUUUUGUAAUAGGCCUCACACAUGUGCCAGCUCAGAACAUCUUGAUGCUCUAAGUGAACCGUAAAUUGAUGCCCCUGAUCUCCACCUGCUAAUUUAAAAUCCAUUUCAUUUAGCAAAGUAGAAGGCUAAGAGCACCCCUCUGCAGUUGCUUAGUUUGCCAUUGAAGGUAAUCUAAACUAGACAGCAAGAGAAAGUAGAAUAUAUGAAUACAGCCCUCCCAUAUGAUGAUCCUAGUAUGAAAAACAUAGAGUUAGAGCACCUGCAACUCCAGACUUUCGGUAAAUUAGAAUUUUUACUAAUUCAUAAAUGGGUUAGGCUGGGAAAUUUUCCACCCCUCAGGGUUUUUUUUUUUUUUAUCAAGCAUCAGGCACAUAUGCCCAACAUUGCGUUUUAAGGGUUUAGUGCUCAUCAUCUAUGUAGAAGCAUUGUGUAUUAAUAGUUGAAGCAGUAACUUUCUAAUUCACCUAAAUUUGGAGUUGUAUAAUUGUAUCCAUUAGUUAGCAGUAGUAACUAUCGUAUCCAUUAGUUAGCAGUAAUAACUAUCUAUUCCAUUACUUAGCAGUCAAUUUUUAUCCAUUAUUUGGCAGCAGUAGUCAUUUUUGUAGCCUAAUUUUCCUUUUAAAGCGACUGUCACAGCUUGGGUCUUUCCAUAUUUUGCAAAGACCCCCUAUGGGGACAUUGUCACUUGGCUGCGCAUGGGUGGGCCGGGGAAAGGUGAGAUUUACUUACCUGAACCUGUCCCUCACUGGCAUUGCCAUCCUCUACUUGCUCCACUAAACAGUGCUGUAAUCUUGCACAUGCAUGAGAGUACAGCGUGAAGGUCUGUGGAGGAUCGUGCGAGACUGUGGGAUCCUCCAAGAAGAUAAUUAAUUUUCUUGGGAAAAUGACAAGUCUGACAGUGGUAUCUGUGCCUUGUAUCAAUCUUUGACAGUCAUAGAAAAAAAUACUGUGAUAAAGUAGUCCCUACUUUGUCUCCGUAUGUCUUUUGAAUGGGUUGAUGAUUCAGUGAAAUUCCAGCACAUCAAUAUGAGUAUUUCAUAAAGAUUCUAUUUAUGUGGAAUACACAUUUUGGUGGGGGUGACAGUGCCACUUUAAAUAUACAUCUCCAUUCAGGCCAUCGGUCCCAUUUUGUUUUAAACACAAUUUGUCAUAGAUGCUAUGGAUAAAUCCAUUAUUAUAAUAUAUGGGGAUCCUGUUUUAGCUUGUAAACAAUGUGUAUGAGAAGUUCAUGCCUAUAGUAUGUUCUGAACCAUACUGAUUUUUUUAUUUUUAUUUUAUUUAGCAUAUUACUCAUUGGUAGCACAAGGGGUUUGGAUUGCACUAUAAGACCAGAUUGGUCUGUCAGUACUGUGUCCAUUCUAUCCACUGAAUAAUAACUUGGGAGAUCAUGUACUAGCUGUUUACAUUUGAAGAUUCGGUCUCUUCUUUGUUGAGACAGUGUACAAUCACAUGACACUGGCUGUCCAAACAAAAUACCUAUAUGUCUUUAACAGCCAAGGCUGGCUCUUGGCUUACUUGUGCUUUGUGCAAUGGCUGAAUUUUUAUUUUCUUAAUAAUUUCACAAUGAGAAAUAUUACAAUUUUGAAAUGGCGUUGUCUCGUUAUCUAACCAAUGGUUUGCAUUAUCUAUAUUGCUUGAACAUUCCAAUUAACCUUAGUCAUAGACUUGCUAGUUCUUAAAACAUUCCUUAUGUCUAAUAUUCUAACGAUUUCCCCAUGAUUUGAAGCAGGAUUGUAAAUAUUAAUGCACCUUACAUUGUUUUUAGUCCAUUCUGGAGGGCCAAUAUGACACCCACCAUCUAUGUAUCAUUACAUGGUUAGCACAUCAAACCAUUAAGCUGAACCUAAACUCUUCCUUGAAAUCGCUGCUUUGUAUGAGCCCAAGCCUUUUAUACUGGAUUUUAUGGAAUAUGAGAUUUCAGAUCAAAAACUAUUCUGUGCCUUAUAUUCCAAGCAUAACCAAAUGGUGUGCAAAUGAUUUAUUUUGCAUUCAAUUUUGCUUUGAUGUCCCUUUAUAAUUUGAUGUUUUAACAUAUUCUCAAAAAUGUAAUACCCAAAAUGGCCUUAAACUGGAAGUUCAACUAUUAAGUUAAGGUAAAAUGCCUUGUAUGUCACAAGCCAAGAGCUUGUGCUAUUUUGGUAAAUGGCAGUACUGUUGUUUCUGUGCAAUAGGGCAAUGGAUCCUGGUGAUCUAACUGCAUUUUACAGAUCUCACAGUAUUUUUUUUUUCUUUUUUAUUUUUUUUGUGAGGAUCUGAUAUUUGGAACUUUGACACAUACAGGUGUGUCCAAACUGAGCAAUCGUUCUUCCUAUUCCUCUUUUUUUUGAGAGUAUAAGAUUUGUAGAUGCAUUGAAAGAUAAGGAUAGAAACAUCGUGAGGGAUACACAAAGACACAAACACACAUAUGGUAAUACAAAUAAUGCGACAUCACCUCUCUUAGUUACCCCAACAUUAGCAAUGACCCCUCUCCCAAACUCCAAACCCAACACUGAAAGAGAAAAGCCUUAUACUCAUCACUUAAUACUCCACUCUUAAAUAUGCAAACUCCAGUCUCACACGCUCAGAACAUGUCUUACUCCUGUCCCCAUUUUAGCCAAGCUCCUCUUUCAUUCAACCCACAUCCCAUCAUCCCCAUUUCUUUACGAAACACUCACCUCAUGUUACGUUUAUUAUAGCAAAGGGGUUGGAACUUUUAGCAGGCAGGAUCUUCUGGGUCCUGUACUGAUCCUCUGGCAGGAUAUUCUGGGUCCUGUCCUGAUCUUCUGGCAGGAUCUUCUGGGUCCUGUCCUGAUCUUCUGGCAGGAUCUUCUGGGUCCUGUCCUGAUCUUCUGGUAGGAUCUUCUGGGUCCUGUCCUGAUCUUCUGGUAGGAUCUUCAGGGUCCUGUCCUGAACUUCUGGUAGGAUCUUCAGGGUCCCGUCCUGAUCUUCUGGUAGGAUCUUCAGGGUCCUGUCCUGAUCUUCUGGUAGGAUCUUCAGGGUCCUGUCCUGAUCUUCUGGCAGGAUCUUCUGGGUCCUGUCCUGAUCUUCUGGCAGGAUCUUCUGGGUCCUGUCCUGAUCUUCUGGUAGGAUCUUCUGGGUCCUGAUCUUCUGGUAGGAUCUUCAGGGUCCUGUCCUGAUCUUCUGGCAGGAUCUUCUGGGUCCUGUCCUGAUCUUCUGGUAGGAUCUUCAGGGUUCUGUUCUCCUCCCAGUUAAGGUCCAAUGUAAGUGUAUAUGCAUUUUUAUAGGCAUCCCGAAUUCACCUGCUGAUUUCACACUCUAUAGCUCAGGUCUGCAACACAAAAGUACAAAGGAUGCAGCCUAGCUAUCUCCUCCAACCUAAUGUACACAAAUUAUAAAUUGUAAAAAGAUGUAUUUAUAGAUUUUGUUUGCUGUGGACUGCUUAGAUCUUAACAGACCCCAGCCAACAGUUGGAGGGACAUACAGCCUUAAACCAUGGAUUUUUCUUAGAAACUCUUGUCAUUUGUAACGAUUCCUGUUUUGAGAAGAAUAAAUGAGAAAUUGUAGGUAUUUAGUGAGGUUGAAAAUCCGAGAGAAAUUGAAUACUCCUUGCUGCAUGGUAUAUAUAUUUUUUCUGAUUUACCAAAACAUACCCUGGUGUAGGAAACCAAAAUGAAAAGAUAUAUGAAGGAUCAAAGAGUUGGAAGUUCUUGGAACUUCCUUCUUGUGAAGGUGUAAGAUCUAAAACUAAAUAAAACUCAAAAUGCAAUAGGUUAUUUCCGGCUGAAAAAUAAUUAAUUGAACCGUGGUCUGAUCUUAAACUCAUAAUUUAAAGAUUAACCCACCAAUCUAAAUAAAAAUGAAAUUAAUGGAUCUUCUGUUUUAUAGGAAUUUUGUGUGUUUGCAAAAUACAUUCUUCAGGCUACUAAAUGUUGUUUAGUAACUAUUGCUAGAUACAAUUAGGACCAAAUUUACCAGUAAAUACGAACUAGAAGCUACGACUCUGAUGAACCAUACUUGAUUAACAAUCAAGUACAAGAUUAACUGUAGUCUGUGUUUGGGGACAUUUCAAUCCCAGAAACAGACCUACGGUGACACAUUUUGAGUACACUGUUUUGUCUGUCUUUAGACAUCGCUAUCUGAAAAUCCUAAUUGAAAUCCAAGUGAAUUGGUUUAAGAGAAUAUGUAUACCUCAAAUCCAAUAUACCCAUUUAGUGUUUAUGCAUAUAUAAAGUACAUUUUUAAAUUCAGGGUAUUGUAUUGUGAGAUAUAUAUAUUAUAUACUUUACAUUACAUUGACAUACAAAAAUCCCAGCAUGGGUUCCAUCCUGAAUUCUUUGUCUCCUGUGACUUGAUAAGUCUAAUGUGAAAUUUUGCUCAGAACUCAUUAACUGAGCAAUGGAUCAAAUUAGCUAUUGCCUCUUUGUAUUAUAAAUGUUUUACGAACAGAAUUAACCAGAGAUUUUGUUGUUGUUGUUAUUAUUUUUUUUGUCAGCAAUUAUUACUAACCAUGCUGCUCCCAUUAACCUAAUUGUAUUAAUUUAAUUCUGUCAAAAUAGUAAGUGCUUGUAUCAGUCACUAAUGGCAGGGAAAUAUACCAAGUUUAUAUUUGGGAAAUGAAGCCAGUUUUAAUACAUAUAGGUGGGAUGUUUAACGCACAUCAUGUUUUCAUUUAAAAAAAAAUGUCAUGUCAGCAUUGUUUGAAUUCUGUAUUUAAUGGGAUCACACCGAUAUCAGUGGGAGAUAUCUCUAAAUGUUUGCAAUCAUGGGACGAAUACAUUCCACUUAAAUCUGGCACUUAAUGCUGUUUAAUUCUCCUUUCGUGGCGUUUAAAUCUGUAUUAUCGCUUGAGUAUUUUUUUUGUUUGUUUGUUUUGUUUCCUUUCCCCAAAACUGGACACCUUGCUUUUUGUUAAUUUAUCUGAAUGUUUGUGUUAUCCUUUGGACUUGUAAUUCAUUACAUUGUGAAUAGUAUUGUACUUAUGCGAACAGUGAAUUGUAAUUUGAAAUGCUGCUUCAAAAAAUACAUAGAUUUUUAUUUUAAAUUGUUUUACAGAUGAAUAGAUUGUAAUUUUGUUUGAUG